CUGCAGAUUUAAUUGUGCAAUGUGUAGACGGAGAGAAAAGUUCAAGAUUCACUAAAAUAAGAAAUUAAUGUGAUUAAUGGAGAUUUGAUUGGGUUGAUGAAGAGAAAAGAAUGCGGACAGUUAACAUCGGCGCAAGAAAAUGAGCUUAUAGAAGAGAAGAAGAAGAAAAAAGAACUAGAAAAGAACUUAAAGAAGAAAAAAGAUUCAAUGUUGAGAAAAGUUCAGAAGUUUGGAAGUUCAGAAGUAAUAGGAGGGAAGCCUUAAAAAAGCUAUGCAAAUCAUCUCCAUCAGCAAAAAAGACUCUCCACCUUCAAAUGACAAGUGGGCAUCCACGAAUUGAAGAAAUACAACCGGAUUUACUAAAAACUAUUUGUGAUAUUGCUCUUUACGGUUCAGCAGCUCAUGAAAAAAGAAGAGAUGCUGUUGUUAGAAGUACAAAAACGUCAAGUGAAUUGACUGAAACUUUGAAAGAGCUAGGUUUUCAAGUUAGUAGAAGCGGUACUUAUCUUCGAUUGAAUCCAAGAAACAGCGCAACUCAAGAAGGGAAGAGGCAUAUAAAAACUGUCCCAGUUAAGUUAAUUAGAUCCCAAAAUGAUAAACAUGCCAAACAUAUUGAUGGGAAAUUCUGUACAGAAACAAUCAGGCGUCUUAAAGAGAUAUCAUCUCUCCUUGGUCCAAAAGAAGUUUUUUUUCUCAGUCAGGACGACAAAGCCAGGGUAUUAUAA
Hydra vulgaris (swiftwater hydra) is the source of this 725-nucleotide messenger RNA. The record is from RefSeq and is a predicted model, not a curated record. Lineage: Eukaryota; Metazoa; Cnidaria; Hydrozoa; Anthoathecata; Hydridae.